ACUGUCCUAGACUUCACUGCACCCCUAGCCCGAAGCUGGAGUUGGGCGAGGCUCAGUCCAGAGAGAGUCCACAACCAUAUCCUGAACCCCUACUCGGUGCUGGGCUCCCCGAGGGCACUGGACUCGGUGUAAGGGAGCCUGUUGAUUCCUCACCACAAACCAGAGAGCUGAGCGGUCGCUGAGCGGUCGCCAGCCCCAGCUGGGUGGGGAUCUCUCUGCCCGGCUGACUGCCCUCCCCACACUGCACACUAGAGGGCGCCAGGGGCACAGCAGAACUGGGUUUGGUGGGUCCUCAUCACCCUCCCCAUACGCACCCCAGAGCUAACAGGAUGGGAAUAGUGUGACCCUGAGAGUUCUGAACUGCCGGGAGGGGGAGAGGAAGAAAGGGGACGAGCGUGGAGGACAGAGAGGUCCCUGGGGCUCUUCUCUCUCCGCCUGGACUCCUAGUUUUCUCCAGUUGAGGUGCUCAGGCUCUGCCUCCCUUGGCUCCCACAUCACACAUCUCCCUCCCUCUUUCUCUCCCCCCCCCCCAUCUUUGGUAGAGUUCUUUAAUUUUUUCUAUCUCCCCCUGUGAUUCUGACUUUUCUGUGUACUAUUUGGCUGUGUGGCUCUUUCUGGCUGUCUGUUUUUUUCUGUCUUGUCUUGGCCUCUCUCUCUGUGUUCUUGUCUCUCUGUCUCUCUCUUUCUCUCUGCCUCUGUCUCCCUCUGCUUGUUCUCUGUCUGUCUCCUUCUCUGCCCCUGCCUCUACCUCUUUCUGUUGCUUUAGGUCUUGCUGAGUUUCACAUCCUGUCCCUCUGCAGCCACCGUCACAUAGCACAUGUGGGCAGAGGGUCUCAGUCCCUUCCCUCCCAUCUCCCACCCUGGCAGCUGCUCACAGCUUCCCAGCCUGGCCUCUCCUGCCCGCCCCUCCUGGGCCUUGGGGAAGGGGGGCCAGGGAGGAAGGGAGGGCAGCCUGGCGGGCCCACCCCUUUUUGCCUUUCCAGGCCGGGAGGCUGGGCCAGGGGCCUUUUAACCAGCCCAGGCAAGCCGUGCUGGACGCCAGCCCUGGACACCGUGCCUGGCCCUGUGGUCCCGGCUGCCGCCAGCCCGGACAGCAUGCAGCAGCCGCCCCCACCCGGACCCCUGGCCCCUGCGGCGGAGCCGACCAAGCCUCCCUACAGCUACAUAGCGCUGAUCGCCAUGGCCAUCCAGAGCUCGCCGGGACAGCGGGCCACACUCAGCGGCAUCUACCGCUAUAUCAUGAGCCGCUUCGCCUUCUACCGCCACAACCGGCCUGGCUGGCAGAACAGCAUCCGCCACAACCUGUCGCUCAACGAGUGCUUUGUCAAGGUGCCCCGGGAUGACCGUAAGCCAGGCAAGGGCAGCUACUGGACGCUGGACCCCGAAUGCCACGACAUGUUUGAGCACGGCAGCUUCCUGCGCCGACGCCGACGCUUCACCCGGCGGGCAGGUGCUGAGGGACCGAAGGGCCCUACCAAGGUCCACGCUGCCAAGGCUCACCGUGGACCCCUCAGGGUGGCCAGCCAGGACCCAGGAGUUCCUGGCACUGCAACUGCCAGGCAGUGCCCAUUUCCACCAGAGCUACUGGAGCCCAAGGGUCUAAGCUUCGAGGGUCUGGCAGGGGCCUCGCCAGCCAGCAUGUGCCCAGCAACCACUGAUGCCAGGUCUCGACCACCCAUGGAGUCCAAGGAGAUGCCCACACCCAAGCUGGCAGGCCCAGGGGAACUGCCUUUGGCCACCUCACCCUCCCCGGGCCUAGCGUUUGGCUUCCCUGCUGGCUUCUCUGAGGCUGAGGGUUUCGGCAAGUCCCCUACGCCCAUCUUGACCCCCGACGUGGGCAUCAGGAGCAGCUACCAGUGCCGGCUGCAGGCACUGAAUUUCUGCAUGGGAGCUGACCCAGGCCUUGAGCACCUCUUGGCCUCGGCAGCCCCUUCACCUGUGCCACCCACCCCUCCAGCCUCACUCCGGGCCCCGCUGCCCCUGCCAAUUGACUCCAAGGAACCCUGGGUUGCAGGCAGCUUUCCUGUCCAGGGAAGCCCCAGCUACCCAUUGGGGCUGACCCCCUGCCUAUACCGGACGCCAGGAAUGUUCUUCUUUGAGUGAAGGCAGCCUGGCCUCAGGCAGUCCCUGCAGGACCCCUGCCAACUACCACCCGUCAGGCUGUGCCUGGCUCUAAGACUUGGAGAGUUUUCGAAGGACCGGGCUCUGGCAAGCCAAGGACAACCAGGACAGAAAGCCAGGAUUGAAGCUCAGCCAGGCCCCCAGGACUUCAGGACAAACUUGGGGGUGAGGGGAAGCGGGGCCCUUGGGGUUUACCCUGUGGCUCUCAGGGCCAAUAAAACUGGUGUGAUGAUGA
Molecule: messenger RNA, 2356 nt
Organism: Choloepus didactylus (southern two-toed sloth)
Lineage: Eukaryota; Metazoa; Chordata; Mammalia; Pilosa; Megalonychidae
Gene: FOXS1
Product: forkhead box S1
Exons: 1
Coding region: 1096-2103 (335 amino acids)
Biological process (GO): cell differentiation; anatomical structure morphogenesis; regulation of transcription by RNA polymerase II
Molecular function (GO): RNA polymerase II cis-regulatory region sequence-specific DNA binding; DNA-binding transcription factor activity, RNA polymerase II-specific
Source: RefSeq, a predicted model, not a curated record